This is a messenger RNA of Biomphalaria glabrata, 5337 nucleotides long. RefSeq lists its product as uncharacterized. Gene Ontology annotation, biological process: regulation of translational fidelity. Gene Ontology annotation, molecular function: nucleotidyltransferase activity; tRNA binding; double-stranded RNA binding. NCBI's taxonomy places the organism in Eukaryota, Metazoa, Mollusca, Gastropoda, Planorbidae. Gene Ontology annotation, cellular component: cytoplasm. The record is from RefSeq and is a predicted model, not a curated record. The coding region runs from base 967 to 4005 and encodes 1012 amino acids. The transcript is spliced from 8 exons.
AUAGAUCUAUUACUUUCUAAAUAAAUUCCGAUAUUUUAGAAUCUUAUAUAUCAGUUCCCACCAUUCAACUCUUCUGUCUUCAAAGUUAAUUACAGUCGAUAAUACAACAACAAACACCAUAGUGUACACAAUAACGAAGUCUGACAUAUUGCCAUAUCCAGCCCAUGAUGUGCCAUUGGUUAAUGAGUUUUCUAAAUUUAAACUAAAAUCCGCUUUUUAAUCAUUGAAUUAAUGGUGAAACUUUUCUUUUAGGUAUCGCUAAGGUAGGAGGUAACUUAGAUGGAUAUCUCGGUAUUAGUCAUUCAGUCAAGCGUGAACUGGUACAUCCCCUAACGUAAUAACCAUACACUCAAUCACAUCAACACACGCCCACACAAAAAAGCCCCCCACCCCACCCCACGCCACCGAGAAACAGCGCCCUGGUAUAUUUACGUUAAAAAAAGCUACAUCCGGACAUGUAGAAAAGAAUAAAAUAACUUCCACCAGCAGACGUCACGUCAAUGAGCCGGGCCGACAAACACAGUACACAAUAAGACACGCGAGUCACUUAGGUCUCAGGCAGGUGAAUAGACGGUCGACCUUUUUUUUUUUUGUACUUCUUUUGUUUUAAUUUGACUUUUUAGUUAGUUUACCAUCAAGUUAGAGCCCGGGCAAGAAGAAACUUCCACUAAAAAGUUAUUUGUUUCGUUAAAAAAAAAAUCACACAAAAAAAAUCCUGCGUAGUUUAGAUUUUUAAGUUAGCAGAAACAUUUUUCGAACGAAGAGUUGAGUGUUUUUUGUUUUUUUUUAUUUUUGUGGACAAACAACUGACCCCGACGGUCAUCUGUGUUUUUGGAUUGACCAUCCUGCCUAAUUGGUAAUUUGUAAAUUAGUUGAAACUAAUCGUUGCAAACAAGUGUUUCGUUUGGUUUCAUGCAGACAGUUAUUUUCUACUAACAGGUGUGUAAUAUUCUAACGGAAAAAUAAAUGGCGUCCAUUCGUCCAUCCAGUGCUCUGAUAGCUACUCUGUUCACGCACUUCAUCAUCUUUGUCGUUGUGGCGGUGUUCAACUUCAGUAUAGUGGACAAUGCCCUGCCCAUCAACUUCGGCCUGGGCAUCUCUCUGAUGGUGCUGUCACUGACAGCGUUGCUGUUGGUUGUCACAUCACAAGAUCCAGAGACCAGUCUAUUGCGGUCACUGCUGAUGUCCAUCAGUGGUAUGUGGACAGCGAUUGGCCUCUACCAUGUAGUGCAGUUCUUCACCCCUGUGGUUUUGAACGAUUCAGAAGCUCUUUGGGCAGGCUACGGAACGUUUCUCUUGGCGUAUCUGUUCUUCAUAGGCGGAGCCCUUCACCACAAAGACCGUUUCAGCGCGAUUUUGGCUUUAGGAAUGUUUCUUUCGUGCAUAUUCGAAAUUGCGUCUCUGUGGAGGCCCAUCCGAAGGAGCGCCGCUGCCUACUAUCUCUUGCUGGCGGCUGUGACUUUUUAUAUGACUGUGUCCAAACUCUGGCAUCGUUUUAGAAGCGGAGAGUCUAGGAAGGUGGUGGUUGGUGGUGACCCCCCAAGGCCUUCAAGAGACUAUAUUCCGAUGGCCCACCUGAUGAACACCCUUGCCGCUGCUGUGUACGCCGGGCAGGUGACGGGCAUCUACAGACACGCCUCUGCCGAGUUCACGUGGGUUAUUGUAGGAGGUUUUUACCAGCUGGUCGCUGCCGUUGUAGCUGUGAGGAGGAACGAGAUCUACCACGGCCUGUACUUUAUUUUCCAUGCUACCUUCUGGAUCACCAACGGUUUUAACCUUACGGUUGUUUUCGUCACCGGGCAGAACGUGCCGCUCACCUUGGUUGCCGCCACUGUCAUCCACUUCAUCAUCUUCGCCAUUAUCGCCCUGAUCUCACUUACCAGGGAGAUUUACCAGCUGCCUCAGAACUUGGCCCUUUGCGUCCUCUGCGUCGCCAUUCUGGUCGAUGACAACAACAACGGGGCCUUCCUUGGCGCCAUGGGCUGGAUUCUCUUUGUCUUUUCCCUUUACGGGCUCGCCGCUCACAUCUCCCGUGUCAAAAAUUCUGGCUUCAAACUCCCUCUUGGCACUCGCCUCAUUGACCCUGAAAAAGUUGCCAACUUUUUCUUGACAAAGUUUAAAUUUCUUUCUUCCCACGCUAAAACAAUCGACAUCUCUUCGUCACCAUCCAAGUCUCUCUUCUCUGCCGACUUUAGCCUCGGCUAUUCUCGCUACGGUGGCUUUGACAUAGCUGGCUUUGCUUUGAAUGCCAUUGCUGCUGUGGCUAUACUUUGGGCACCUAAUGGUCUUUGGGUUCUCCCCUGGGCUGUGAUCCUUGGCGGCAUCGCACAGAUGAUUGUUGGCUCUAUAUGCUUUGCAAAAGGUUUGUCUUUUGAGAGCUGUGCGUUCUUCACUUUCGGGUCUUUGUGGUUGAUCUGGGGUCCGGCAAGAGGUCUAGGAACGCUUGCAUUCGACAAUUCCGCAGCGAUCAUCACAGGCUGUGUGGGGUUUCUGGCGGUCGGGCUUCUUCUCUUGGGGCUGUCCACCAUUAUCAACAAAGCCUGGACGUUGCUGACAUUCUUGUUUAAUCUUAUUAUCGUCGGUCAGCUUCUCAACGCCGUUAGCGCCAAUGGUUCUUUCAUCUACGAGAUCGUCAUCACCGUCCUCUUUGUCGUGGUCUGCAUGUACUGCUUCGUGGCAACAGCUUUGAGGUCAGUCUGGGGUAAAGAGCUUCUUCCACUGGGCAAGCCAUUUUUGCAGGUCAGCUACCUUCAUUCUCAAGGAGAACAAGCUUUCUGGGCGGACGGUCGUCGAGCCAGUGGAGUUAAAGCAAUAGCAGAUAUUAUGAACAAAGGAGGAAUUUGUGGCAUCCCUACUGACACCGUGUACACACUGGUAGCUGCCUGCAAGUUCCCUGACUCUGUGGAGAGGGCAUACAAUACGAAGAAGCUCGCUGAAGACAGACCAAUGUCGAUGUGGAUCUCAAAGGUGGAGCAGUUGGAAGCCGGUAGAGAAUUGUUUGGAGAACUGGUCUGGGGUCUGAUGAACGAGAUCUGGCCUUCCACAGUCAGUCUUGUGGUACCUAAAGGCGAGUGGCUUCAAGGUCUGGGCAUUGGAGCUUCAGAAAAAUACAUCGGGCGUCCGGACAGUAUUGCCUGCCGAAUGCCAGACAACACUGUCACCUCUCAUCUAAUUGACCAGACUGGACCAAUAGCUGUGACGUCAGCCAAUCCCACGGGAGAGGCUGAUACUACCCACCAUCUCCAGGUUUUGGCCAAACUUGGCCUUGAGAAUUGCGAUGGUAUUUUAUGUUCCGGACCAUCUCCUGAAAACAUGGCUUCCACUGUGGUCGACUGCCGAGCGCUUAGCAAGGAGGGGAAACUCGCCUUCUUCCGUAUCGGCGUAGUGCCGAGGUCUCAGGUCGAGGCCAUGUUUGCCAAGGUCAGACUCAUCCAGGAGGGAGGAGUCCCACCGACCAUAGCAGCAAGAACGUCUGUUGGAAACGGAUGUCACCUCAACUCAGCAUUCGUGGAUGAUCAGAAUAACCCGAUGGAGAAUGUUCCCGUCUAUGACGACACUGUGGUUGUAAACGAUCACCAUGACAACGAUGACGACAACGACGAAACCGGUGCUCCGCCAGCGCCAUCUCCCGACAACAAUGCUUCCUUCGACGUCAGCUUCGCGGAGUCCACCGUGGAGGACGAUGCCCAGCUGAUCAAUAUCACUUCCUUGGCUCCCCCUCGCCCCAUUAAGAGCAUCACCGGGAAAAUGAACAAGGUAUACGAGAGCCUCAACCCGCUGCACAGAAGGAGCCAGAAAGCCGCCGGCGGAAGCGGCGGGACGGCACUGAACCAGAGUUUGGAUUCCGAAGGGGACUCGGUGUCUACCAAGAGCUCUUCGGCCGGAAGCGACGCCUACGAGCCGAUGCAAGUCAGACGAAAAGAUUCCGACUACAUCGCCAAAGUGACCCCAGCAGCCAGCUUUAAUCCGAUGUUUGAGGAUGACCAGGUCCAAACAAAACUCUAAAUCUAGCUGCAAAACUCAAGAGUCUAUUUUCAAACUAGAAAAUCUACUGCAAAACUAAAAGUUCUUUUACAAAAUUUAACAACAAUUCAAAUGUCCAGUUUGCCAUUUUGAUUGAAUUAUUUCGCAGAUAGAAUUAUACCUUUCGUAUUAGCCUUUACAAUAAAGAUAUAUACAAUGAAUACUUAUUUUGUUUAGGUAAUUGAAGUAGAAUGUUGCAGAUCUAUUAAAACUUACAAAAUGAUUGAAGAUUGAUUUAACUUGUAUAACAAACUAGUGAAUGUAGCUAUCAUUUGUGUUAUUUAACUAGCUUUAAUCCACCGGAUACGUCCGGCAUUUUUUUAUUUUUCAUUUUUAUAUAUAACUGUUUAUAUUUUACAAUAUGUGGAGAGUAACUGUUGACAGCUGACUCUUCCGGUAACGAUGUAUUGUUGUUUUUGAUUGUUUCAAUGUGUAUCUAGUGGAUGAAACAUACAAUACAUUUCUAGUCUUUCUUGCUGCCUUAUAAGUGAAUAUUCGUUAUUAGAACAUUAGCUGGCUAUCUAGUGAUGAUAGUAUGAGAAAAAUGGGCAUUUGUAAGUGAAGCAAAUUAGAGAGAGAGAGAAAGAGAGAGAGAGAGAAAGAGAGAGAGAGAAAAAAAAGAAAGAGAGAAAGAGGAAAAGAGAGAAAAAAAAGAGAGAGAGAAAGAGGAAAAGAGAGGGAAAAAAAGAAAGAGAGAGAGAGAAAGAGAAAAAAAAAGAGAAAGAGAGAGAAAGAAAGAGAGAGCAUGAGCAUUGAUAGAAAGAAUGAAAGAGGUCCAAUUUGCGCGCGUGUGUGUAGGCAUUCAUAUAUAUAUAUAUAUAUAUAUAUAUUAUUUCUGACAACUGUGUGGGUAUAUUGGUGUUUCACACAAAACAAUACAACUUCAUGUCUGUUGAAACCUAUCUAAAACUGUCUGUGCACUUACAUAUCAACUCAAACGGUGUUGUGAUACACAUGAGAUAUCUUCAAAACUGCCUGUAUAUAUUGUACACUCUUAUGCAUUCGGACUUGAAUAACCAAGGUUGCUUUUUUUUUUUUCUUGCACUACAAAAUAUUAAAGUUGGCCAUGAAAGUCAUUCAAAUUGAUAUUUAUUGAAUUUCGUUUUGUUUUGUUAAUUUAUUGUUAUGACAGUGUAUUAUUUUAUAUUACGAAAAAUAAAAAAAAAGUAAAAGAAAAGCUGAUAUUUUGAAAAUGAAAAUAAUAAAUUUUUGCUUCCAUUUAUUACUUUAAAAAAUACAAUUUAAUGUCGACAUUUUGUGAUUAUGUCGAAAUAAAUCAUUGUUGCUGUUUUAUUUGAGAGUAUUAAAGAGAAU